This is a messenger RNA of Penicillium expansum, 330 nucleotides long. RefSeq lists its product as uncharacterized. NCBI's taxonomy places the organism in Eukaryota, Fungi, Ascomycota, Eurotiomycetes, Eurotiales, Aspergillaceae. The transcript has 3 exons. The record is from RefSeq and is a predicted model, not a curated record. Bases 1 to 330 code for a protein of 109 amino acids.
AUGUCAUUCCUCACCACCAUCCGUGCCUCCUCCCGCCAAGCUAUCCGAACCAACUUCGCCGCGCCAGCUUCCACAUUCCAUUUUUCAGCAGUCCGAAGCUUAAACGAGGAUGAUAGGAGCCGUGAGAACCUCUCCCACCACUACGAAUCCCAUAAGCAGGAAGGCAUCAAGAACACCAAAGAGGGCAAGGCAGAGUGGAAGUCCGAGCUGGCUAGUAACAGCGAAGCGGAUGUCAAAGCGGAUCGUGGCGAGUUAGACGGUGAUAUCUCUUUCCAGGAGAUGCAGAAGAAGACGAAACAUGUUAAAACCGAGGCGGGUAACAAGCAAUAA